Molecule: messenger RNA, 2155 nt
Organism: Hipposideros armiger (great roundleaf bat)
Lineage: Eukaryota; Metazoa; Chordata; Mammalia; Chiroptera; Hipposideridae
Gene: CHRNA3
Product: cholinergic receptor nicotinic alpha 3 subunit
Exons: 6
Coding region: 192-1688 (498 amino acids)
Biological process (GO): monoatomic ion transmembrane transport
Cellular component (GO): postsynaptic membrane
Molecular function (GO): transmembrane signaling receptor activity; acetylcholine-gated monoatomic cation-selective channel activity
Source: RefSeq, a predicted model, not a curated record
CCCUCCAGCGCCAGCCCAGACCCUUGCGCCGCCGGCAGGCAGGGUUGGUGGGAGGCCGGGAGGAGCCCAGAGCCCCGCCCCGUCUGACUCCGAGCUGUCGCUGCACAGGGAGCCCACGGGCGAGUCUGUCUCCCUUACGCCCUGUCGGCUCCUGAUCGCUCCGGGUCUCCGGGCAGCCCGGGGGACGGGCCAUGGGCGCACACUCGUUCCGGGCGCCGCCACUUCUGCUGCUGCUGCUGCUACUGCUGCCAGUGACCAGCGCCUCUGAGGCCGAGCACCGUCUGUUUGAGAGGCUGUUCGAAGGCUACAACGAGAUCAUCCGGCCUGUGGCCAACGUGUCCGACCCCGUCAUCGUCCAGUUUGAGGUGUCCAUGUCCCAGCUGGUGAAGGUGGAUGAAGUAAACCAGAUCAUGGAGACCAACUUGUGGCUCAGACAAAUCUGGAACGACUACAAGCUGAAGUGGAACCCUGCCGACUACGACGGGGCAGAAUUAAUCCGUGUUCCCGCACAGAAGAUCUGGAGGCCAGACAUCGUGCUGUACAACAAUGCCGUUGGGGAUUUCCAGGUGGACGACAAGACCAAGGCUUUGCUCAAGUACACGGGGGAAGUGACGUGGAUGCCUCCGGCCAUCUUUAAGAGCUCGUGCAAAAUCGACGUGACCUACUUCCCGUUUGAUUACCAGAACUGCACCAUGAAGUUUGGGUCCUGGUCCUACGACAAGGCCAAGAUCGACCUGGUGCUCAUCGGCUCCUCCAUGAACCUCAAGGACUACUGGGAGAGCGGCGAGUGGGCUGUUAUCCGAGCCCCCGGCUACAAGCACGACAUCAAGUACAACUGCUGUGAGGAGAUCUACCAGGACAUCACGUACUCGCUGUACAUCCGGCGCCUGCCGCUCUUCUACACCGUCAAUCUCAUCAUCCCUUGCCUGCUCAUCUCCUGCCUCACAGUCCUCGUCUUCUACCUGCCAUCCGACUGCGGCGAGAAGGUGACACUGUGUAUCUCGGUGCUGCUCUCCUUGACUGUCUUCUUGCUGGUGAUCACUGAGACCAUCCCGUCCACCUCGCUGGUCAUCCCCCUGAUCGGUGAGUACCUCCUGUUCACCAUGAUUUUUGUCACCUUGUCCAUCGUCAUCACCGUCUUUGUGCUCAACGUGCACUAUAGAACCCCCAGCACGCACACGAUGCCAACGUGGGUGAAGACCAUAUUCCUGAAUGUGCUUCCCAGGGUCAUGUUCAUGACCAGGCCACCCGGCAACAAGGACGACACUCAGAGGCCGAGGCCCGUCUACAAUGCUGAGCUCUCCAACCUGAACUGCUUCAGCCGCACAGAGUUCAGAGGCUGCAAGGAAGGCCACCCCUGCCAGGAUGGGACGUGCGGCUAUUGCCACCACCGCAGGGUGAAAAUCUCCAAUUUCAGUGCCAACCUCCCAAGAAGCUCCAGUUCUGAUUCUGUCAAUGCCGUGCUGUCCAUCUCUGCUUUGUCACCGGAAAUCAAGGAAGCCAUCCAAAGUGUCAAGUAUAUUGCUGAAAAUAUGAAAGCACAAAAUGAAGCCAAAGAGAUUCAAGACGACUGGAAGUAUGUUGCAAUGGUGAUUGAUCGCAUUUUUCUGUGGGUAUUCAUCCUGGUGUGCAUUUUAGGGACAGCGGGGUUGUUUCUGCAACCCUUGAUGGCCCGAGAUGAUGCCUAAGCACUGUACUGUGCGUCUGCCUGAGGCGAAUGGGAGGGCUCUGGUUUUAAAUUGUGCUAAAACACACUUAACAUAAAAUUUAGCAUCUUAACCAUUUUACAUCACCUCUAUCCCCAGAACCCUUUGAAUCUUGUAAAACUGAAACUAUACGCAUAUCAGUUAAACAAUAACUCCCAUCCUCCCCUCCCCCAGCCCCUGGCAACCACCAUUCCACGUUCUGUCUCUGAGUCUGACUCCCCCAGGGAACUCCUCUGAGUGGAAUCAGUGUUCAUCUUUUUGUGACUGGCUUGUUUUGCUCCGUAUAACGUCCUCCAGGUCCACCCAUGUUGUAGCAAGUGUCAGAAUGUGCUUCCAUUUGAAGGCUGAGAAAGUCCACAGUCUGUAGGGACCAUGUUUUGUUAUCCAUUCAUAUACUGAUGGACACUUGAGUUGUUCCCAUGUUUUAGCUAUUGUGGAUAAUGCUGCUG